Molecule: messenger RNA, 889 nt
Organism: Pterocles gutturalis (yellow-throated sandgrouse)
Lineage: Eukaryota; Metazoa; Chordata; Aves; Pterocliformes; Pteroclidae
Product: aquaporin-7-like
Exons: 6
Biological process (GO): water transport; glycerol transmembrane transport
Cellular component (GO): basolateral plasma membrane; plasma membrane
Molecular function (GO): urea transmembrane transporter activity; glycerol channel activity; water channel activity
Source: RefSeq, a predicted model, not a curated record
GAGCUCCUGUGGCUGCAGGCUGAAGCUGGAGAGAAAAAUGCUGGAGAAGAUUCAGAAGGCACUCACAAUUCGUAGCGGCACCAUCAGGGAGCUGCUGGCAGAAGCGCUGGGGAUGUUCAUCCUUAUGGUCUUUGGAUUGUCUUCUGUGGCACAAGUGGUUUUAGGAAGAGGAGACUUUGGGCAGCAUCUGAGCAUCAAUUUGGGAUUUGGCAUUGGUGUUACCUUGGGCAUCCAUGCGGCUGGAGGAAUCUCUGGAGCUCAUCUGAAUGCUGCCAUCACCCUCACACACUGCAUUUUAGGAAACCUCUCCUGGAGAAAGCUCCCAGCUUACCUGAUUGGCCAGUUCCUGGGCUCCUUUAUGGCAGCAGCUACCGUCUUUGGCCUUUACUAUGAUGCUCUAUAUGACUACACCAAGGGGAACUUUACAGUGACAGGACCAACUGCCACAGCGUCGAUCUUCUCCACUUAUCCCGCUCCAUAUGUAUCCUUCGUGGGGGGCUUCUUCACAGAGUUUAUGGCGACGGUGAUGCUGCUCCUGGGCAUUCUGAUCAUCCACGAUGAGAAAAACAAUGAAGCCCUGAAAGGCACACAGGCCCUGCUCACUGGUAUCCUGGUCCUGGGCAUCGGCCUGGGGAUGGGGCUGAACACAGGCUAUGCCAUAAACCCCUCCCGGGACCUACCCCCCAGAGUCUUCACAGCAAUUGCUGGCUGGGGAAUGGACGUCUUUAAGGCUGGAGACCACUGGUGGUGGGUCCCACUCACAGCUCCGACUCUGGGAAGUCUUGCUGGUGUUUUAAUCCACAAACUCUUCAUUGAUUUUCACAACCAACCUGUCCUGGAAAGUGGAAAUGAGAAAGGACAGCCAGUUGUGGAGACUUCUACGCUGUGA